Messenger RNA from Sardina pilchardus (European sardine), 3605 nucleotides. Its product is annotated as serine/threonine-protein kinase tousled-like 2. Bases 554 to 2659 code for a protein of 701 amino acids. The transcript is spliced from 21 exons. Gene Ontology annotation, molecular function: ATP binding; protein serine/threonine kinase activity. NCBI's taxonomy places the organism in Eukaryota, Metazoa, Chordata, Actinopteri, Clupeiformes, Clupeidae. Gene Ontology annotation, cellular component: nucleus; perinuclear region of cytoplasm. Gene Ontology annotation, biological process: intracellular signal transduction; peptidyl-serine phosphorylation; chromosome segregation. The record is from RefSeq and is a predicted model, not a curated record.
GGCCCUUGAGCUACUUGAACCUUGCCUGGGAACUCCAUCAGCUCGACUCAUUCUGUUGUCUAUCACUAGCUAGUUAGCCUAAAUAUCUUUUGAGAAUAUCUAAAACUAAGAAAAGAAGAAAAGUGGCCGUCUGAAGAUCAAUCACUCUUCCGUAAGGCGACAGCAGAGGAGAAAGCUUUUUCUUUUUUAACAAAGCCUGAAAGUGACUGCGUACACCGAGAAAUCAGGGGCCCUUGAGUAGCCGAAAAAGGGGGAGUAACGUUAGCUGUGGUUGUCCUCGGCCGGGGUAACACCUCGCUGGAUGAGGGAAACCCCGAGGAUCACGGCCUGCAAUAACAUUUCACCAUCUUUAACUAGCAGUUCAGAGAAGAAAGGGGACGCCUGCCAAUGGUCACAUUUGUUCUAACAAGUUACAUGUGUCACCGCAUGUAGACGAAUACGUGGUGUUUACGAGGCACGGGCUCAUCAGUUAAUCAAUUUUGGAUCAAAGAACCUACGGAGCCCCGUGAAAAAAACAACUACGCUGCAGGUGCAGUGGGCACGCUGAGCAGGCAUGAUGGAGGAGCUGCACAGCCUGGACCCACGACGCCAGGAGCUCCUGGAGGCCCGGUUCACAGGUGUUGGUGUAGCCAAGGGGCCAAAUGAGUCCUCAAACCAAAGCCUGUGCAGUGUGGGGUCAUUGAGUGACAAGGAACUUGAGACUCCAGAGAAGAAGAGUGGUGAACAGAGGGCUAGGAAAAGGAAAGGAGAGCCCUAUGAUGGAGGGAAGGGCAGAGGACUCAAGAUCAGCGACUAUUUUGAGUUUGCGGGUGCUGGCGGUCCGGGCACCAGUCCUGCUCGGGGUGUCCCUCCUCUGGUCCGCUCCUCUCCGCAACACUCGCUCUCUAACCCACCACUACCGUGUACUCCCCCCUCCCCCUCCCUCCUCCCCCUCUUUGUGCAGGUGCAGCAGGGCAGCCCGUCCUCCAACUGUUCUCUGAGCAUGGAGGUGUCCAGCAACUUCAACAGACCUCUAAUACACAAGGCCUGUCAGUCGGAGCUGACCCUGGAGAAGCUGACAGCACUGGAGAACAAUAAGAGCUCCGACUUGGAGAAGAAGGAGGGCAGGAUAGAUGACCUACUACGGGUGAAUUGUGAUCUGCGCAGACAGAUUGAUGAACAGCAGAAGAUGCUUGAGCGCUACAAGGAGAGGCUCAACAAAUGUGUAACCAUGAGCAAGAAACUUCUCAUAGAGAAGUCUAAGCAGGAGAAGAUUGCAUGUAGGGAGAAGAGUAUGCAGGACCGGCUGCGUUUGGGUCACUUCACCACGGUCAGGCAUGGGGCCUCCUUUACCGAGCAGUGGACAGAUGGAUACGCCUUCCAGAACCUCAUCAAGCAGCAGGAGCGGCUGAACUCGGAGCGCGAGGACAUCGAGCGGCAGCGCAAGCAGCUGGGCAAGAGGAAGCCGCCCGCCAUGGCACAGACGCCGCCGCCCAGCGUGGAGCCCAACAAGCGCAAGAGCAAGAGCAACGGCCUGGAGAACGAGACGUUAUCACUAGCGGAAUACCACGAGCAAGAGGAAAUCUUUAAGCUGCGUCUUGGACACCUGAAGAAGGAGGAAGCAGAGAUACAGGCAGAACUGGAACGGUUGGAACGUGUGCGGAAUCUUCACAUCCGAGAAUUGAAGAGAAUACACAAUGAAGACAACUCACAGUUUAAAGAUCACCCCACACUAAAUGACCGUUACCUGUUAUUGCACCUGUUGGGCCGUGGAGGCUUCAGUGAAGUUUACAAGGCUUUUGACCUGACGGAGCAGCGAUAUGUGGCUGUGAAGAUCCACCAGCUCAACAAGAACUGGAGAGAUGAGAAGAAGGAGAACUAUCACAAACAUGCCUGUCGGGAGUACCGGAUCCAUAAGGAGCUGGACCACCCGCGAAUCGUGAAACUCUACGAUUACUUCUCAUUGGACACUGACUCGUUCUGCACGGUUCUGGAGUACUGCGAGGGGAACGAUCUGGACUUCUACCUGAAGCAGCACAAGCUGAUGUCCGAGAAGGAGGCACGGUCCAUCGUCAUGCAGAUCGUCAACGCGCUCAAGUACCUCAACGAGAUCCGACCCCCCAUCAUCCACUACGACCUCAAGCCUGGUAACAUCUUGCUGGUGAAUGGGACGGCGUGUGGGGAGAUCAAGAUAACAGACUUUGGCUUGUCGAAGAUCAUGGACGACGACAGCUACAACUCCGUGGAUGGGAUGGAGCUCACCUCACAGGGAGCUGGGACUUACUGGUACCUGCCCCCAGAGUGCUUUGUGGUGGGGAAGGAACCGCCCAAGAUCUCCAACAAGGUGGACGUGUGGUCAGUAGGGGUCAUCUUCUACCAGAGUGUCUACGGACGCAAGCCCUUUGGCCAUAACCAGUCGCAGCAGGAUAUCCUACAGGAGAACACCAUCCUCAAAGCCACGGAGGUGCAGUUCCCCACCAAACCUGUGGUGUCACCAGAGGCCAAGGCGUUUAUCCGGCGAUGCCUGGCCUACAGGAAGGAGGAGCGGAUAGACGUGCUGCAGCUGGGCAGUGACCCGUUCCUGCUGCCACACAUCCGCAAGUCCAUGAGCGCUCCACCCCCUCCAGGUCCCCCCACCCCCUCCACCUCCAGCUCCUACAACAGCAGCGCCUCCAACUGAACACACACACACACACACACACACACACACACACACACACACACACACACACACACACACACACACACACACCCUCCAUGUCCAGCUCCUACAACAGCAGCGCAACCAAACUGAACACACACACACACACACACAUACACACACCGCAGCGCCUCUAGCUGCACACACACACACUCCGUAUCCAACUCCUACAACUGAAGCGCCUCUAACCACACUCCUACAUCACAUCCCCCAACUGAUCUUAUACACACAUGCUCAUGUAUGCCCAACUCCCAUGACCACCCCAAAACAGAUACGUUGUCCACUAAUACCAACUUCCAGCUGCUAAAUACUUAACACACACACACACACACACACACACACACACACACAUACACACAGUAUGGCAAGGAGCAGUGGUGGGAAGCUGAAGAGCUUGAGGGGUGUAGUGGUGUCAGCACAGACGUCGAUUGUUUUUUAAGAACUUGGAGACCACCACUAAGAACACAGAAGAUGCCAGUCUCAUUUGAACUCUAGAGGGCGCUAAAGGAGGCAGUGGAGGAGACCUCUCCUGACGGAUGCGGUCUCAGACACGGACACUAGAGGGUGCUGUUUCACCCCAGAAGAGUACUGUGCCACCUGCAUCCUGUGGCAAGGAUGCUGGGACUUCUUUGUGGAUUUUAUUAAAUGCAGGCCCCUGCCCUUGGGCUGCCUGUGCCCAGAUGACCAAAGCUAGGGGAAGGGCUUAAGGGGGAUCUAGUGUGACCUGCAGCCAGGGGCUGGGGUUUGAGAGGGUUAUUUUUACCCCCUGCAGUUUUCAAGUUUUGUAAUGAUUUUGUUUUUCUUUUUUUUUAUGUUUUGUUAUUUCAAAAUGUUUGUUUUUUAUUAUUUAUAAGAUGUGAGGUUUGCCUCAGGACUCCCCUGCAGAUCUUCAGGGUGAGAGGCAUCUUCAUUAAACUCCUCUGAC